AUGGCGCAGCGAGAAUUGCUGCCUUCAGAUGUGCUGCCAGAGCACUACGAUUUGACUCUGGAGCCUGACAUUGAGAAGUUUGCCUUUGAUGGGGUGGUGAAGAUUACCUGUGACGUGCAGGUGGCCACGGAUAGUAUCAGCGUGCACGCGCAUGAGCUGGUGCUCUCUGCGGCGAGCUUUACUCCAUCGCAGGGCUCCGUGUGCCAAUCCGAUUCCAUCGCCCUGAGGACCAAAGCCAAAACGGCCGUCAUUGGCUUCGAGGAAGUUCUCCCUGUGGGCAAAGGUGUGCUGGAAAUCAAAUUCCGUGGCACCUUGAACGACCAGAUGUCUGGAUUUUACCGUUCGCAGUACACCGAUUCCAAAGGCGUGAAGCGUUUCAUGGCCACCACCCAGUUCGAAGCCAUUGAUGCGCGAAAAUGCUUCCCUUGUUGGGAUGAACCGGCCAGGAAAGCCACCUUUGUAGUGACGAUGAUUUAUCCCAGCAACCUCACAGCUAUCUCCAACAUGCCGCCCAGCAGCCAAGAAACUCGCGCGGAUGGCAAGAAGAAGGAGAUUUUUAUGGUCACCCCCAAGAUGAGCACCUACCUGUUGGCCUUUUGCGUGGGCGAAUUCGAAUUCGUGAGUACUCAAACGAAGAGUGGUGUUCUCGCUCGCAUCUUUGCAUGUCCAGGCAACAGCGCCAGAUGCAGUUUUGCGCUGAAGUGCUGCAUCCGCGCGCUUGAGUUCUACGACGAGUUCUUUGGUAUUCCGUAUCCGUUGCCAAAGAUGGACAUGAUUGCAAUCCCGGAUUUCUCUGCUGGCGCCAUGGAAAACUGGUGA
Molecule: messenger RNA, 819 nt
Organism: Cladocopium goreaui
Lineage: Eukaryota; Dinophyceae; Suessiales; Symbiodiniaceae
Source: the annotation of a GenBank genome assembly